UGUUUAUGAUGGCUUUUGUAUUUUUAUCAUCAGCAAUGUUAUUAAUGUAGUUUGUUAUCUUUGUUUUAUUUUCCUUCCACAAGAAAUGCGGUUUAUUUUUUCUAUUGUCCAUUCACAGGAUAACAAUGAGUUUCCUAACAGACCGGAUAUCUUUGGCGGAUGAGGAGACACUCGACAUAGGAGUCAUUAUUAAAGAAGAGUUCAACGACGAUGUCACCGAAGAGACAUGUCUGGAUAUUAAAGAGGAACCACUUUAUCAUGGAAGUGAAGCAAGCGGUGGAGUGAGCGACGUGAAAGUGAACCAUAAAUGCUUUAACUCUAACAAUCUUCAUGAGCUUAGACAUGGAAAAAAUCCAAAGGGCUCGUGUGACGUGGUUCUGGAUCGUAAUGACUUGUUCAGAGCUACUUUUGUGGCUGAGGACUGCGGGAACAAGUUUUCAUCAGAUGGAGAUCAGGCAAUGCACAAAGAGAGACUUGAGGAGGAGUUACAGCAAAAGGAAGCAUUGAAACGUUUUGUAUGUGAAGUGUGUGGCAAGAAAUUCUCUAAAAAGUCUCAUGUAGUGAGCCAUAUGAAAGUACAUACAAAGGAGAAGCCAUAUAACUGUGAUAUUUGCAAUAAGGCCUUCGCAACAAAAAGCGACUUAAUAAGGCAUAUCAUAAUACAUACAAAGGAGAAACCAUACAGAUGUGAUAUCUGCAACAAGGCCUUCUCACAGAAAACUAGUCUAGUGAACCAUAUAAGGUUACAUACAAAGGAGAAGCCAUACAGCUGUGAUAUUUGCAAGAAGGCCUUCUCACGGAAAGAUAAACUAGUCAGUCAUAUGAGAGAACAUACAAAGGACACGUUAUAAAACUGUGAGAAUGGCUAAUCUACCUACUCAC
This is a messenger RNA of Penaeus monodon (black tiger shrimp), 882 nucleotides long. Its product is annotated as zinc finger protein 568-like. Gene Ontology annotation, cellular component: nucleus. Gene Ontology annotation, biological process: regulation of transcription by RNA polymerase II. The transcript is spliced from 2 exons. NCBI's taxonomy places the organism in Eukaryota, Metazoa, Arthropoda, Malacostraca, Decapoda, Penaeidae. Gene Ontology annotation, molecular function: RNA polymerase II cis-regulatory region sequence-specific DNA binding; DNA-binding transcription factor activity, RNA polymerase II-specific. The record is from RefSeq and is a predicted model, not a curated record. Bases 126 to 851 code for a protein of 241 amino acids.